Molecule: messenger RNA, 2056 nt
Organism: Phacochoerus africanus (Common warthog)
Lineage: Eukaryota; Metazoa; Chordata; Mammalia; Artiodactyla; Suidae
Gene: RNF215
Product: ring finger protein 215
Exons: 8
Coding region: 95-1297 (400 amino acids)
Biological process (GO): negative regulation of canonical Wnt signaling pathway; Wnt receptor catabolic process; ubiquitin-dependent protein catabolic process
Molecular function (GO): frizzled binding; ubiquitin protein ligase activity
Source: RefSeq, a predicted model, not a curated record
GCGCCCCGCCCCGUCCGGCUGAGGCUUCGCUCCCCAACUCCCGCAGCGUUCGGGACCCCGGGACCUCUGUGCGGCCUGCUCGCCGGGUCCGGCCAUGGGCCCCGCAGCUCGCCCCGCGCUGAGGUCGCUGCCACCUCCUCCUCCGCCGGCGCCGUCGCCCCUGCUGUUGCUGCUGCCCCUGCUGCCACUCUGGCUGGGCCUGGCGGGGCCCGGGGCCGCGGCGGACGGCAGUGAGCCCGCGGCCCGGGCGGGACGGGGCGGGGCCCGAGCGGUACGGGUGGACGUGAAGCUGCCGCGGCAAGACGCUCUGGUGCUGGAGGGCGUCCGGAUCGGCCCCGAAGCAGACGCGGCGCCCAUGAUGGGCGGCCGCCUGAUGCUGAUGGACGUCGUGGAUGCUGAGCAGGAAGUGCCCAGAGAAGGCUGGAUUGCGGUGGCAUACGUGGGCAAGGAGCAGGCGGCCCAGAUUGACCAGGAAAGUCAGGGCAGCGGCCCACAGGCCUAUCCCAAGGCUCUGGUUCAGCAGAUGCGGAGGGCACUCUUCUUGGGAGCCUCUGCCCUGCUCCUCCUCAUCUUGAACCACAACGUGGUCCGAGAGCUAGACAUAUCCCAGCUUCUGCUCAGGCCAGUGAUUGUCCUGCAUUAUUCUUCCAACGUCACCAAGCUGCUGGAGGCACUGUUGCAGAGGACCCAGGCCAUGGCUGAGAUCACCAGCGGAGAGUCCCUAUCAGCCAACAUCGAGUGGAAACUGACCCUAUGGACCACCUGUGGCCUCUCCAAGGACAGCUACGGAGGGUGGCAGGACUUGGUGUGCCUGGGAGGCAGUCAGGCCCAGGAGCAGAAGCCCCUGCAGCAGCUGUGGAAUGCCAUCCUGCUGGUGGCCAUGAUCCUGUGCACAGGCCUAGUGGUCCAGGCUCAGCGGCAAGCGUCCCGACAGAGCGAGCGGGAGCCCGGAGGCCAGGUAGGAGCCAGCCCUCGGGAGCCCUGGUGUCCCCAGCUCUCGGGAACUGUGCCUGCCCUUACCCCACAGGUGGACCUGCUCAAGCGCCGGGUGGUACAGAGGCUGGCAUCCCUUAAGACCCGGCGUUGCCGGGUAGGCAGGGCGUCACAGGGCCCCCCGGAGCCUGCUGCUGAGACCUGUGCCGUGUGUUUGGACUAUUUCUGCAACAAGCAAUGGCUCCGGGUGCUUCCCUGUAAGCAUGAGUUUCACCGAGAUUGUGUGGACCCCUGGCUGAUGCUCCAGCAGACCUGCCCGCUGUGCAAAUUCAAUGUCCUAGGGAACCGCUAUUCGGAUGAUUAGCUGCCCCAGCUGGGUCUCUGCACGUGGGGAAGGGGCCCCUCCUGCCUGCACCCUGCUCCUUGGCUUGGGCUCCUGGAACAAGACUGCAGGGGGGACAGGACAGAAAGCCCUGGGGGUGGGAGGAGGGAUAGGGGCCUCCCCUGCUGAGGGGCAAGGUGCCCCACCACAUCCACAUGGGGAAGGAUGCAGGGCCUGGACCUGGCGGGAAAAGAGGCCAUGUUGAGGCCCUUCUCUGCUAUCCUGGGAACUUGUGGGCAGCUCCCAGGGCUCUGGGGAAGAGGGUGUGGGCACUGCCACUGUUCCCAGGGCCCUGGGAGCUCUCCGGCCUGCAAGGCAUCCCCAAGGGCUGAGGCUGCAGUGGCUGGGUUUUGUGCUUAUUUAUUGGGGGGUGGGUUGGGGAGGAGCUGUCUGGACUUGAGGGCACCCUGGCCUGACCAUCUUUCGGGACACAUUUUGGUCAAGGCUAUGAUGCUAAGCCCAGAGGCCCUUCUGCUGCCUGCUACCCUUGGUCUUUGGGCACCAGGAACUGCGUGGGUCCCACUGCCAGUCCAGCUAGGCUUCCUGCCGGGGCCUGGCUGGGACCAGAGGCCUUAGAAACCAUCUAGUCCUGUGUUUCUCAGUGGGGCUACAGGUUGCUGACCAGGAUACUUGAAGCCACAGGAUAAAUGUGGUACAUCUUCCAGGGGCGUCUGGGCUUUUUUUAGACUUGGGGUAGGGGAGGUUUAAUAUUAAAAUAAACAUGGAUAUAUUUUAACAUAA